Dryobates pubescens (Downy woodpecker) is the source of this 729-nucleotide messenger RNA. RefSeq names its product microtubule nucleation factor SSNA1-like. The record is from RefSeq and is a predicted model, not a curated record. Bases 1 to 405 code for a protein of 134 amino acids. NCBI's taxonomy places the organism in Eukaryota, Metazoa, Chordata, Aves, Piciformes, Picidae. Gene Ontology annotation, cellular component: ciliary basal body; centrosome. The transcript has 3 exons.
AUGGGCAGGGCCGGGGCCAUGAGCGUGGCCGGGCUGGGGGCCGCCGGGCGGGGGGCAGCCGUGCGGGACUACAACGCGGACCUGCAGGAGGGGCUGGCGGAGCUGCGCGCCCGGCGGCGGGAGCUGAGCGGCCGGAUCCGGGAGGAGCAGGCGGAGCGGGACCGGCUGCAGGGGCGGAUCGUGGCGCUCACCAAGCGGCUGCUCCGCACCAGCGAGAGCCUGGCCCAGCUCCUGGCCGAGCGCGCACAGCUCGACGGCGUGAUCGCCGAGACAGAGGCGGCCUGCGCACAGAUCCUGGAGGCAUUGCCAGCUGACCUGAAGCGAGGGGCUAGGGGUGCCGGUAAAGCCGGCGAGCCGCAACACACUUCCAAAGGACCACAAGCAGGUGAAGAACAGCAUGGCUAAGCUGCUUUAAUAAAAACCUUUGCUUUGCAGAAGUAAAUUUUCCUUCCAGAUGCACUUUGGUAUUAGUUAGAGAGCUACUACAGUUAAUCCUCAAACCCUAGGGAGGAAGGUAGGCAUCUACCCAAAAAAACCCCAAAGCCUUUAUUUUGAGCACAGUGACACCGAAGCAUAGCCCAGGAGGUGAAGCUUCUGCCCUCAGAGAGCAUUCAUCUUGCUCUGCCAAGAGCAAGCUCAGGGUUCAUCUGCUACAGACAGGGAUUGGAGGAUGACUGCAGGUAGUGCAAAGGCAGCACUCAGUGAGGUGCCAGUCACAGCUGCAGGGGA